Molecule: messenger RNA, 1699 nt
Organism: Carya illinoinensis
Lineage: Eukaryota; Viridiplantae; Streptophyta; Magnoliopsida; Fagales; Juglandaceae
Product: high-affinity nitrate transporter 2.1-like
Exons: 3
Coding region: 47-1639 (530 amino acids)
Biological process (GO): cellular response to nitrate; nitrate transmembrane transport
Cellular component (GO): plant-type vacuole membrane; plasma membrane
Molecular function (GO): nitrate transmembrane transporter activity
Source: RefSeq, a predicted model, not a curated record
AGUACUCCCAGACCAGAGCUUUCUAAAGAAGGAGGGAGAGUUAACAAUGGCUGAAAUUGAACAAUCUCCAGGAAGCUCCAUGCAUGGAGUGACAGGCAGAGAACAAAGCUUUGCCUUCUCUGUUGCUUCCCCUAUAGUCCCAACUGAUACAACUGCAAAAUUUGCUUUACCUGUUGAUUCUGAGCACAAAGCCAAGGUUUUCAAGAUUUUCUCCUUUGCCAAUCCUCAUAUGAGAACCUUCCACCUUUCUUGGAUUUCCUUCUUUACCUGUUUUGUCUCUACUUUUGCUGCGGCUCCCCUAGUUCCCAUCAUCCGUGACAACCUAAACCUAACCAAACGAGACAUUGGUAAUGCUGGAGUUGCUUCUGUCUCGGGAAGCAUCUUCUCUAGGCUCGUAAUGGGUGCAGUUUGCGACCUGUUAGGGCCAAGAUAUGGCUGUGCAUUUCUUAUUAUGCUUUCAGCUCCAACUGUUUUCUGCAUGUCGUUUGUGUCAGAUGCUGGAGGCUACAUAGCUGUGCGUUUCAUGAUUGGAUUUUCUCUGGCAACUUUUGUGUCAUGCCAAUACUGGAUGAGCACGAUGUUUAACAGCAAGAUUAUUGGUCUUGUAAAUGGCACUGCUGCCGGCUGGGGCAACAUGGGUGGAGGAGCGACUCAGCUCAUAAUGCCUUUGCUCUAUGACUUGAUUAGGCGUGUUGGUGCCACCCCUUUCACUGCCUGGAGGAUAGCCUUCUUUAUCCCUGGUUGGCUUCAUGUUAUCAUGGGAAUCUUGGUCUUAACCCUAGGCCAAGACUUGCCUGAUGGAAACCUCAGUGCCUUACAGAAGAAAGGUGACGUUGCCAAAGAUAAAUUCUCCAAGGUGCUAUGGUAUGCCAUCACAAACUAUAGGACAUGGAUUUUUGUCCUCCUCUAUGGCUACUCCAUGGGUGUUGAAUUGAGCAUAGAUAAUGUCAUCGCUGAGUAUUUCUAUGAUAGGUUUGACCUAAAGCUUCACACUGCCGGAAUCAUUGCUGCCACCUUCGGCAUGGCCAACCUCCUUUCUCGUCCCUUUGGAGGUUAUGCCUCUGACUUAACAGCUCGAUAUUUUGGCAUGAGAGGCAGGCUUUGGACCCUAUGGAUCCUCCAAACUCUAGGAGGAGUCUUCUGCAUCUGGCUUGGCAGAGCCAAUUCACUUACUAUUGCAAUCUUGGCAAUGAUCCUCUUCUCAAUUGGAGCUCAAGCUGCAUGUGGAGCAACUUUUGGCGUCAUCCCUUUCAUUUCCAGGCGAUCACUCGGAAUCAUAUCAGGCUUGACUGGGGCUGGUGGGAACUUCGGCUCUGGGUUAACCCAGUUAGUAUUCUUCACAAGCUCGACAUUCUCAACUGCAACAGGUCUUUCAAUGAUGGGGGUCAUGAUUGUGUGCUGCACUCUACCUGUGACAUUGGUUCACUUCCCACAGUGGGGGAGCAUGUUCCUUCCACCUUCUAAAGACGUGAAGAAGUCAACCGAAGAGUUCUAUUAUGCCUCAGAGUGGAAUGAGAACGAGAAGCAGAGGGGUUUGCACCAGCAAAGUCUCAAGUUCGCAGAGAACAGCAGAUCUGAGCGUGGCAAGCGUGUGGCCUCAGUUCCAACUCCAGCUGAGUCAACACCAGCCCAUGUUUAGACCAUAUUAAGCCAAGAUCAAAGUCAUGGAUGGCGCAUGGUGCAAUCAGUUAGGACAGAC